This is a messenger RNA of Platichthys flesus (European flounder), 2766 nucleotides long. RefSeq names its product unc-119 homolog b (C. elegans) (gene unc119a2). The transcript is spliced from 5 exons. The record is from RefSeq and is a predicted model, not a curated record. Gene Ontology annotation, biological process: positive regulation of protein tyrosine kinase activity; lipoprotein transport; mitotic cytokinesis. Gene Ontology annotation, molecular function: lipid binding. Gene Ontology annotation, cellular component: spindle pole; spindle midzone; intercellular bridge. NCBI's taxonomy places the organism in Eukaryota, Metazoa, Chordata, Actinopteri, Pleuronectiformes, Pleuronectidae. The coding region runs from base 68 to 826 and encodes 252 amino acids.
GGGAGGGAGCAACUGCUUUGUAUCUUCGGUUGGCAGAGAGGGUGGGGGGUAGGAGGAGGAAGGGAGAAUGAGCUAUUCUUGCACCAGCCGGGGCAACAGCCAGGACCCGUCGAGCGCCAAGGAGCCUGUCGCUGGUAAUCCGGCCAGAGACGCCGGCGGAGACGCGGACAGCGGCGGCAGAGACGGCCCGAGGCGCACUGCGGCGAUGAGGGUGAAGAAGGGAUGCAACUCGACCGACGUGGGGGUCCCGAUGACCACGGAGGAGGACCUGCUGGCCAGCGCGGUGGUCAGCCCGGAGGAUGUGCUGGGUCUGCAGAGGAUCACGCAGGAUUAUCUGUGCAGCCCGGACGAGAACAUUUACAACAUCGACUUCACCAGGUUCAAGAUCAGAGACAUAGAGACGAGCACGGUGCUGUUCGAAAUCACCAAACCUCCCACAGAUAAAUCAGGGGAGAAGAGGGACAUCGACCCGAACGCCGGCCGGUUUGUCCGUUACCAGUUCACCCCGGCUUUCCUCCGGCUGCGGCAAGUUGGAGCCACCGUUGAGUUCACCGUCGGAGACUUGCCCAUAGAAAACUUCAGGAUGAUCGAGAGACAUUAUUUCAGAGAGAAGCUGCUCAAGAGCUUCGACUUUGAGUUUGGCUUCUGCAUGCCGAGCAGCAAGAACACCUGCGAACACAUCUACGAGUUCCCUCCUCUGUCCGAGGACGUCAUCCGGGAGAUGAUCCUGCACCCGUACGAGACGCAGUCCGACAGCUUCUACUUUGUGGACAAUAAGCUGGUGAUGCACAACAAGGCAGACUACUCAUACAACGGUGGGACGUAGAGGCGACACACACACACCGACGGGAGAAAGAUGGACGCACGGACGGUCCUGAGGGAGGAUCAGAGUAAACUGACAGUUGCUCCAAUCGUCUCUCCUUCUCCGUCUCUGUCGCCCUCUGAGAGAAUUCCACAGAGGAAACACCCAUUCAAAUGUGUCAGUUGAAUUGUGAGUUGAGUUUGUCCGAAGCCUGAAAAGACGUCCGCACAACCACACACAUAGUGCAGGCUCGGUGCGACGUGUGUGUUUGUAACAACGUGAGAAACAACGGCUUUUGCUCUUUAGCCACGACAUGAAGCAAAAAACUGGAAAAAAUCUGUAUCUUGAAAUAUUGAUAGAAAUUAUUUGUUUCAUUGACGUACAUGUUAGAAACAAAUCAUCCAAAAACUUGUGUUUUUAGGACUUAGUUUCAACAAGUUUGUGUGUGUGUGUUUGUGUACUAGAGCUGGGUCGAUUUCUGGUUUGGUUUGUGAUCAUGACAGGUUCUGGCAAAUUAAAAAUGAACCUACACCAGCAAACUGUGCAGACAGCCUCUAACCACCGUUAAUCCUGAAAAGUAGGACAACAUAAUAAAUAACACUUGUAUGGUGGAGGGCACACCUCCGCCAAUUAGUCCCCUUAUGAAACCACGUUAAGAUUCUCUAGCAUCAGAUGUCACACACUCAUAAAUAUCAGAAAGUGAGAAGCAUAAACACAUCCAGGACGGUAAGCCAGAGUAGUGUGAUGCUCAGUUUUCAUGAUUCAGUCUCAUUUAACAGCUUUUUAACAACUGUAUUAUAGUUACGUUAAAUAAAAUGAGAGGCCUCCGAUGAAAGACGUGUGGAAGUGAAAACACUUAUUCUGUAUUCAUCUUUCUAUCUAGUGUCUAUUAUGGUUUUGACCAUGUUGGAAUUUGUGUUCCAUGUAGCCUCUGCUGGAUAAAGAGCGACAACUAAUGGUAAAAGGCGUUACACCGGUCUGGUGUGAAUUUGACUCAUUGUUUCAAAUCGGUUGUUUGGUUUUUACAGAGCCCAACCCUACUGCACAGUGUGUGUGUGUGUGUGUGUGUGUGUGUGUGUGUGUGUGUGUGCAUCUGAAGUCUGAUUACUGUGUGUGGUAGCAAUAUAUGAACUUAAAUGUCAGUUGUGUGGUCAUCAGGUUUAAAAAGGUCUAAAUAGAUUUCAAUCUGUUUGCACAUUUUCUCCAGCAGACAGUAAAUUAGCUAUUAGUUAAUGUUUCCUUUUUAGGUCUGUUCUUUAUUUCUUAUUUCUCAAGUUGUGGGACCUGUGUUGACCGUGUGGGGACCAGCGGUUUGUGUUUACUGUCACUGUUCAAAGCACAGCGACUCUCUGGAGCCGCAUUGUCCAAGUUAACAUAUCGCCUUUCAGGAACUUUACAAGAAAAGAAAAUGUAGCCGAAGACUCUCAGAGAACAAAUCACCCCCAGAUAUAUAGAUAUAUAUAUAUAUAUAUAUUGUGUGUGAUGUAAGGUCUAUUUCUACUUUAAUUCUUGUUUCAUUAGAUAAUUUUCUCAUUUUUUGCGUUGAUUCUGCCUCUCAUACGUCAUUUUUGGUCAGGAAUCGUUCCUGGUGUUUUAAUCUGCUGUUAUUUUAGGGCAGUUAUUUAUUAAUCACCUUCACAUCAUAAAGAAAAUCAGUAACUAAACUACCAAACCCAUUGCACGCACAUUGCAAAUAGCUUACAAAAAACAUAUUUUCCCACUAUUACUUGAACGUGCCUGUUUGAUUCAUUCAUUGAUUCAAAGUUAAUAAAGUCAAACCAAGGGUUGGAGACACAUUAGCAGCAAGAAGUAGUGAAACAGGCAGCAGGGAACUCAGGUUGGCUCGGGUCCACUUGAAUGUGCAGCAGAUGUAUUUAUUACCUACUUUGACUUGUGUAAAUAUUUUGAACCGAGGUCAAGUUUUUGACGAAUCAAACGUUGAUGAGAUGAUUAAAAAAUAAACA